Agrilus planipennis (emerald ash borer) is the source of this 759-nucleotide messenger RNA. RefSeq lists its product as uncharacterized. Bases 160 to 744 code for a protein of 194 amino acids. Lineage: Eukaryota; Metazoa; Arthropoda; Insecta; Coleoptera; Buprestidae. The transcript is spliced from 2 exons. The record is from RefSeq and is a predicted model, not a curated record.
UAUACACCAUGCUUGAAGUUCAGUCAAGUCUGUAACGAAAACUAUUGGGUUUAAUGGAAACGGGAUCAUCCUGUUAGUGACACGGUAUCUACCGACGCCAUCGGCAUAUAAAAACGACAUCAAGACCCAACACCUCUUUAGAUAUUCUACAUCAUCGUCAUGCGGUCACUACGAGCUACACAUUUCGCCUUUGUUUCAUUUGUAUUACUUUUAUUUCAAGUCGAUUGUUAUCCAAAUAAACCUGCUUCAAUAUCGGACACAGUCGCGAACAAAAAUACCUUCAUUAAUCAACUUAAAGAAACCGAUCCAGAUCGCGAAUACAAAGCAAGAGUGGAAGAAGUUAGAAAUCCCGAAGAUGAUUGUGACGAUAAAAAGGCAGAUUAUUCAAAAAGGCCCGAAGAAAAAGAAUACGAGGUUUUGACGCCAGCUACCAAAAAAGUUUCUUAUGCUGGAAGCCAGUUGUGGAAAGUAAAUCUUACAGACAGUAGAAAUAAGGCGAUCAUUUUGAGGCUUAGAGACCGAGGAGAUGUGUCCGUUUGGGGAGGAAACGUUACAAUUAUCGACACUUUGGUCAAACCAGCGUCUGUUGAACGAGUUACAAACAUAUUUAAAAACAGAAACAUCCCCUACGAUAUUAUAAUUGAAAAUCUUCAGGAGGCCAUCGAGGCUGAGAAUCCGCCACCCCCAGCGGAAAUACAGGAGCUUUCAGAGAGAAAAGGUAUCAAAAAAGUUGCAAACUUAUAAUCGAACCCUUUAAUA